GCAUCCUCCUCGUCCUCGUCCUCCUCCUCUCCUGAACCAUCCUACCAUUGGAGGUGCUUGUUGGGCCGAUUUUGGUCGCUGUCAUCGGCGCUCAACAUGGCAUCGACGCUGGCAUGGCCGCGGACGCCCUCUACUCCCUCCUCGUCGGCCUCCUCUUCUUCCUCACGCCUACCUACCAAUGCCUUGUCCUCCUCGCCGCCACCCCACCCAGCAUCCUCUUUCGAAGCUCUGCUACGGACGCCACCCCCUUCUUCUUCCUCGUAUGCUGCCGCACAAGGAGUCUAUACCCCACCAUCAUCCCCGCCUCUCCCUCCCCUACAACCUACGCCGACAUCGUCUCGGACAUUACACCUUCGCUCCCCUCAUAAGCCAGUAGCCCAUCCUGCUCGAUCAACUGUUCCUCUGCCAGCUUCUUCUCCUUCCUCCUCGCGGAGGAAGCAGCAGCUGAUCGUCAAGGGCAAUGUCACACCCUCGCGCGCCUCUGCCUUUUUCCACCCAAGACCACAACGUCGAGAUGCGCAAGGCCCCUCGUGCACUCCUUCCUCCACCCGAGGGUACUAUGCCUCACUGACGGCCUCCAGUCCUUCAAGCCAUACUUCGGCGCGAAGAGGAGUGAAGAGGCAAAGGAGGCCAGAGGAAAGCAUACCGGAGUCGCCUAGUAGUAGUCGGCGCGGGAGGAGGGAUCGAAUGAUGCUCGAGGGAGAAAGUGCAAGGCACUGGGAUGACUCGUCUGAUGAUGACGAUGAGGCAGGGCAGAUGGGAGAUCGGAGGUUGUUUGAUUGGGGAGCCUCAGAUGACGAAGAUUUGAUGUCCUUGGCGACGUCUGCACCUCGUUCGAUGACGAGGAGAGGACCUACUUCGCCAUCCAUAGGUUCAGCAGCUCGUAGGGCAGGUCUGCCAACUUCACAGCCUUCGCGGACACGGCGACAACAGCGGACAUUUGGUCUUGACGAUGAAGCCACGCCCUCCCCUCGUAAGCCAGUACCGAUGGCCAUGAGAGGCAGUCAAGCUGGUGUUGACCUUGCCAGCGCCAUGGCUACGCUGCGAUGUGGGGCAGGAGCCGGAGCCGGAAGGGGAAUGAGUGCGAUGAACGCUAUACGCAAUCGAGUGUCUCAUGUCCCCGCCUACCAAAAGUAUCGGUCACACCCGGAUCACUCCAUCUAUACCCUGCCGUCUUUGGCAAAUGGCGGAGAGACACUAAAUCAACCUCUGGCCUGCGCCUACUCGUACUCUUCACGCUCCUACACUUCAUCUCGGCAAUGGCUAGCUGUGGGGGACAACGAGGGAGUCCUCUCUCUGCUGGACACCUCUCGCGACCAGACAUUGUCAACAUAUCGCUCGAUCCACGAUGGCCCGGCAGUUGACAGGCCCACCUGGCAAGCGACCAUCGGCAGUCUCUUCUCCGUCUCUUGGCGUUUUGACGAUGCGUACUUGGCCAGUAGUGGCUCAGACUACACCACAAAAAUCUGGGACACAUCAACGCUAUCAUGUGUGCACUCGUUCGUAGGCUCCAGGGGCACCUCGAGAGCCAUUGAGUGGGACCCGCACUCUGGCGGCAAUCUGCUCGCAAGUGGCGGUAGGGACGGUGCGAUCCACGUAUACGACUUGCGGAUGGCGCAGAAGGAGGCGGUUAUCUCCACUGACAGCACAAUAGCCGACGACGCAGACAAGCUUGAGCCGACAUCGCCUCUACUCUCCCUCUGGUCUGCCCAUGCUCCAUCGCCGGCACUCACUGCUGCUGGCUUCCGCGCUAGAUCCAAUACGACGGCAAAGGGCGUGACGAGUCUCAUCUACCACCCACAUCGUCCACAUGCCCUCUUCACAGCCGGCUGCGCCGACGCGACGAUCAAGCUGUGGGAUCUCAGGUUCGCCGUGGACAGCGGGGCGGAGCAGCACCGUCAACAGCAGCAGAGGGGAAGCGAGGGUGUCAAGAAGGCUGGCAGCAAAGUUGCAGGAGAGCGAAUUCCCUUUGCUGACCUCAGCGCUCUGACGAACACCACCAGCACGUCGACCUCGUCGAGUAGUUCCUCCGCCAAGCGCAAGAUCCGCAAGCCGCGCAAAGCCCGUCCGGGCGACCCUUCCUUCGUGCUCUCCUCGACGGUCAAUGCCAACCCAGAAGACGCUUCCAAUGGCGGUACGGGCUUGGCGUCAGACCCACUGGAGAUCAAGCCUCUGUACGAGAGUGGCGACCUAAGUCUUAGCGUGGGCAAAGGGUGGAAUGCCCGAUCCCACGGGAUCAGCUGUCUUGCACAAGGAGGAGGGAAGAUCUUUGCUGCAGCGACCGACGGGAGGAUCUACUCGCUGCCUCUCUCUUCCCUCUCCCCUUCUUCCUCCUCUUCCUCUCCUCUAGGAAGCUCCCUCCCUCCCGCAUCGGCGUCAUUUGCAAACGAGGAAGAGCCCACAGUCCUCUACCAUUCAACUCAGCUGGGAAAUUCCCUCUACAAUCGACUGGCACUCUGUCCCGAUGAGAGAACACUGGCCAUUGGGUGUAACAAUGGAAGUGUGGUGCUCUGGGAUACAAAGGCGAGGAGCGCUGCCGUGCUUGGCUCUGAUUCUGGUUCUCGUUCUGGCUCAGGCUCGAGGGGUGGUGCGACAGCGGCGAGGAGAGAUAGAGGAGAGGAUAGUGAAGAGGAAGAGGACGAGGAAGAAGAGAACAGCAACCCCUUUUCCCGCCACGGUCUCCGUCGCCACCCCGGUCUCGCCACCUCCAGCUUUCUCCCCUCCAGUGGACGUGGCAGCACCGACAGUGGCAGUGGCAGUGGCAGUGGCAACAGUAUCGAAGGGCAUCGUCUCAACUGUGAGAUCAAUGCCCUGGACUGGUGCUUUGACGCUUAUGCUGGUUGGAGACUGGCGACUUGUGGGGAUGAUAUGACCGUUAGGGUUUGGGAGGGGGAGAUGUUUGGGUGAGGAUAGGAGAUGGGGAACGUUACAUUCAGGAGAUGGAAGUGGAAAUCUAUCACUACUACUACCAUCCAUAUUUCGCCUGAACGCUUGCUAUUGAUAUGAUAUGAUAUACUCAAUGAGGGAAGGGAAAGCAUCCCCCGAUCCUUCAUUCUAGUCUAUUUGCUUCCCCAGGCCUUGCCCACACCAUGUCUCCUCAAUUGCCCUCCAAUAGCUCCCCCCAUCUUAUGCUUCAUCUUCCACUCCUGAUGUUUUACAUUAUUCGCCAAGAUCUUAUCCUGUCUAUACCCAAUCUCUUUCGCCUCUACACUACUCUCUGCAGCUUUAAGUCUGCAAGGUCUACUACCAAUGUAUUUCCC
This is a messenger RNA of Microstroma glucosiphilum, 3260 nucleotides long. Its product is annotated as WD40 repeat-like protein. Gene Ontology annotation, molecular function: protein binding; protein-macromolecule adaptor activity. The transcript is spliced from 2 exons. Lineage: Eukaryota; Fungi; Basidiomycota; Exobasidiomycetes; Microstromatales; Microstromataceae. The coding region runs from base 97 to 2907 and encodes 936 amino acids. Gene Ontology annotation, biological process: proteasome-mediated ubiquitin-dependent protein catabolic process. Gene Ontology annotation, cellular component: nucleus. The record is from RefSeq and is a predicted model, not a curated record.